UUCAUUUUCUUCUUUCAUACUUCAAAAACUUCAGAUGAGUGUGAAAGCAAAAACAUUAAUUAUACAAGUGUCUACUGAGCAACAAUCAAUUACAACCACACAUGACAGUAUGGAUUCUCCUCAAGAACAUCUCUCAGAGUUCAUGGAGAAACUGAGCUCAAUUCUCACUGAAUUGAAAGAUGAUAAAAGGGUAGUUAUGAUCAGUAAUCCUCAAAUUCAGAAAGCAAUUGAAUCACUUGAAGUCGAUUUUCGACGUGCCAAGUCCUUGGUGAAAAGCAGCAGAAUCUCCCCUACACAUGAUGAGAACAUUGAACAAGUGAUUCAGACUCUUGCAAGGGGUUUAGGCCUUGUGCUCUUUGCUAGUCAUGAUGUUGUCGAAAGUACUAAGAAGGCAGAGAUUGAGGUGCUGAGAAGAGAGAUGAUGAAGAUGAGUAGUGUUAAUAAGACUAAUUUGAUUAUGAGUUCGGAUGAAUCCGAGUUCUCAUCGUAUGAUCGAGGGAUAGUGGAAGAAGACGAUAGAACAACUAUAGAUGUCGAUGGGAUAGUGGAAGAAGACAAUAGAAUAGCUCUAGAUGUUGAUGAGAUAGUGGAAGAAGAUGAAAUAACUCUAGAUGUUGAUGAUGUUGUUGUUCAAAUCAAGUAUGGUGAUGAUGAACUUCUUAAAUGUGCACUUAAUGGAUUAAAGUCAUUGGUUUUGGAUGGUAUGAUUACUAAAGAAGGGAUUCAUCAUGAAGAUAUGAUCCCGGUUCUGUUUAAUCGAUUGAGUUCAAGUAAAACAGAUCAUAGAUUGAUUAUACUCCGAAUACUACAAGCCCUGGCCGCUCAAGAUGAUGAACAUAAGGAAAAGAUGGCAGAAAUGGGGAAUUUAUCGAUACUGGUGAAGUCGUUGGGUCAUGAUUUGGAAGAGCAGAAAGAAGCAGUGGGGCUGUUAGUGAGUCUAUCAGAUGUUGCUGCAGUUAGGAGAAGAGUUGGGAGAAUUCAAGGCUGCAUCGUCAUGUUGGCUGCAAUUUUUAAUGGGGACGAUCAAAUGUCUUCACAUGAUGCUGCCAACUUGUUAAAUUCUUUAUCAGGCAAUACCCAAUAUGCUCUUCAUAUGGCUGAGGCUGGCUAUUUCAAGCCUCUUGUACACUACUUGAACCAAGGAUCAGAUAUGAGUAAGAUUCUAAUGGCAACAGCACUUUCAAGAAUGGAACUCACAGAUCAAAAUAGAGCUAACCUGGGACAAGAUGGAGCCGUGGAACCGCUAGUCAAAAUGUUCACCUCCGGGAACCUAGAAGCUAAGCAAUCGUCUCUAAACGCGUUGCACAACUUGUCUGCCUUGAAAGCAAACGUUCAACGCCUUAUAAAAUUGGGCAUCGUUGCUACUCUGCUACAGCUUCUUUUCUCCGUGACAUCGGUGCUCAUGACUCUAAGAGAGCCAGCAUCUGCAAUUCUUGCAAAAAUAGCAGCUCAAUCGGAAGUUGGCAUAGUACUAGUGAAACAAGAUGUUGCUCAGCAGAUGAUUUCGCUCCUUCAUCUGACUAGUCCAGUAAUCCAGUGUCACUUGCUAGAAGCACUUAAUGCCAUUGCUGCUUGUCCGAAUGCUUCAAAGGUCAGAAGAAAAAUGAAGGAAAAUGGCGCUGUUCGCCUUCUCUUACCAUUCCUAACAGAAAGCCGCAAUACCAAGAUUAGAAAUGGAGCUUUAAAUCUGAUUUACGUAUUGUCUAAUGAUAUGCAAGGCGGGGAGCUAAUGGAGCAGCUAGAACAAAUGCAUCUGAAUACAUUGAUCAACGUCGUAUCAUCAUCAUCCACAACAGAUGAUGAAAAGGCUGCUGCUGUUGGCAUACUAAGCAACUUUCCGGUGAGUGACAAGAAUGUCACAGACAUGUUUAUGAAAGCAAACCUACUGCCCAUUUUGGUUUCUAUAUUGACAUCAAGUACACCUACAACACCACAUUUACUAGCUGAGAACGUCUCCGCAGUACUAAUCCGAUUCACCCUUCCAUCAGACAAGAAACUACAACACUUCUCUGUCGAAAAUGGGGUGAUCAACGUUUUGGUAAAGCUCCUCACAUGUGGUUCAAUAGUAGCCAAAUGUAGAGCUGCAACAUCACUAGCUCAACUAUCUCAAAACUCACUCACUCUACGAAAAUCAAGAAAGUCAAGAUGGUUUUCAUGUGCCCCUCCACAUUCUACAGACACAUUUUGUCAAGUACAUGAUGGGCAUUGCUCUAUAAAAACCACAUUCUGUUUGGUAAAAGCAGGGGCAAUGCCUCCGCUAGUCCAAAUAUUGCAAGGCAACGAAAGAGCAGCGGACGAAGCUGCUCUAAAUUGCCUUGCAACAUUACAACAAGACGAGAUUUGGGAAAAUGGGAGCAACUUGUUAGUGAAAAUGUCAUGUGUACAACCAAUUAUCAAGAUUCUUGAAGAAGGGAUUAGCUUAAAAGCUCAAGAGAAGUCCCUGUGGAUUUUGGAAAAGAUAUUCAAAGUGGAGGCUUAUAGAGUAGAAUAUGGUGAAUAUGCACAAGUUGUGCUAAUUGAUUUAGCACAAAAUGGGGAUUCAUUGUUGAAACCUACAGUGGCUAAAUUAUUAGCACAACUUGAGCUCUUGCAGCAACAAUCAAGUUACUUUUGAGACAAA
Molecule: messenger RNA, 2620 nt
Organism: Solanum stenotomum
Lineage: Eukaryota; Viridiplantae; Streptophyta; Magnoliopsida; Solanales; Solanaceae
Product: U-box domain-containing protein 44-like
Exons: 3
Coding region: 35-2614 (859 amino acids)
Molecular function (GO): protein binding
Source: RefSeq, a predicted model, not a curated record